AUUGGCUGUACGGCGUAGGGGGAAGGAUAACUUUUAGGAAGCGAUUAAGGUUUUACUUUUGUUUUACACCGGGCCAUUGAAGAGCAGUUUGUGGAAGAAGGCUAAGCAUUUAAAUUAUUAUUAUUAUUUACGACAGCUUAUCAGGACAAAAAAAAAAAUAAAAAAUCCAACUGACGACGCAGAACUUCGACUCCUUUCGGAGGUUGCAGAUAUUGUAUUUUAUAGGUUAAGUGAUAUUAAAGUACUUUUAUAGGCUACCUUAAGUUAAGUUAUAGUGUUGUUUCACCGUUGUUACAUAUUGCACUAACGCAACGUUAAGUCCAAGUGGAUGUUGUCCGUUUCCAGUUUACUCGUGAUGUUGUUUCACUUUUGUUUCGCAUUAGAGGGAGUAUAACAUCGAGCUACAAAGUGUAGUCCAACUGGUCAGCGUGAUCAUCUCAUAUUACUCAAGCGUUUAAAAAUAGAUUGUAACAUAUUAUCUACAGCUUGUUCAGUUUCAAUGGCACCACCCAGAAAGAGUAAGUUACCGAAACCACUUCCAGACGGCUUCGUUCUGACUGACAGUGAGAAAAAGAAGUGGAGGCUUGGUAAAAUCAUCGGUCAAGGUGGCUUUGGACUGAUCUAUCUUGCCUCCCAGGAUGUGGACAGACCUGUUGCAGCAGACACUCACUUUGUCAUUAAAGUGGAGUACCAUGAGAAUGGCCCCCUGUUCUCAGAGCUCAAGUUCUACCAGAGGGCAGCCAAACCAGAGAGCAUGCAGAAAUGGAUGAGAAGCAGGAGACUGGGCUUCCUGGGCAUCCCCACCUACUGGGGAUCAGGACUUGCUGAACACAAUGAACUCAGAUAUCGCUUCAUGGUCAUGGACCGACUGGGCAGUGACCUUCAGAAAGUCUGCGAGUGCAAUGGAGGUAGACUGAAGAAGGCUACUGUGCUCCAGCUUGGUCAAGGACUGGUGGAUGUGCUUCAGUAUAUUCAUGAGAACGAGUAUGUCCAUGCAGACAUUAAAGCUGCCAACCUCAUGUUGGGCUACAGAGACCCUGAAAAGGUCUACCUAGCAGACUAUGGCUUGUCAUACAGAUACUGUCCUGAUGGCAUCCACAAAGAAUACAAAGAAAACCCCAAAAAGGGCCACAAUGGAACCAUUGAGUACACCAGCCUUGAUGCCCACAAAGGAGUUGCCCCAUCUAGACGUGGUGAUCUCCAGAUUUUGGGCUUUUGUCUUCUUCACUGGCUGUGUGGGUCUCUGCCCUGGGACAGUGUUCUCAAGAACCCAGCUCAAGUCCAGGAGGCCAAGGCCAGACUGAUGGAUAAUCUGCCAGACUCAGUCCAGCAGCUGUCAGUGAACAGUGCCAGCACAGAUGAGGUGGCAGCAUUCCUCCUUUAUGUGAAAACUCUGGACUACCAAGCGAAGCCUGACUACCAGUGCCUCAAAGGCCUGCUGGCCAGCAUUGCCACAGAAAAGCUUGACUUCUCCAUGCCACAAGAAGCUGUGGAGGAGUUGUCUACCAAGGUGGCAGAUCUUUGCACCAAGGAAAAGAAAGCAGGGCGAGCCAGAAGACCCUCCAAAGCCAAACCAUCAGCUACAUCGAUGGAUGAAGUACAGGAGCAUAUGAAGUCUAAACCAGUGCUGGAUGCCAACACAUGUCGACCACCCCUUACUAAACUUCAGUCACAAGAGAAGGAAGAGGGAGUUUUGCCUGCUGUCAGAAGAUCACUGAGGCUCAGAUGUAAACCUACAAAGUCUUAUAAAGAGGACAGUGAUGAUAAUGAUGAUGAUGAUGAGGAGGAGGUGGCGGCGGCGGCAGCCAGACCCAUUGCUGAGUGCUAUCUCAGAGGCCCUCCAAUAGGCCCCAGAACUCAGUCUAAACAGGUGUGAGGCCUCAUCAUUCGAGUAGCCAAAACGCCCUUAUGUUUUUAAGUUGUCUGCUGUGUAAAUCUUGAUUUAUGGUUCUGUGUAUGUAUGCUGUAGGCAAUUUUGUAUCCUACACUGCCUUCACCUUAGCCAGAAAUGUAACUGCACAUCAGUUAUAGAGCGGGUCGUUUCCUAACAGGAGGAUUAGCUGUUCGAUUCCCAACUUUUCCAGUCAACAUGUUGAAGUGUCACUGAGCAAGACACUGAACCCCUAGUUGCUCCCGGUGAUAAC
This is a messenger RNA of Monopterus albus (swamp eel), 2144 nucleotides long. It is a transcript of the gene vrk2, whose product is annotated as VRK serine/threonine kinase 2. Lineage: Eukaryota; Metazoa; Chordata; Actinopteri; Synbranchiformes; Synbranchidae. The transcript has 12 exons. Gene Ontology annotation, molecular function: ATP binding; protein kinase activity. The record is from RefSeq and is a predicted model, not a curated record. Gene Ontology annotation, biological process: protein phosphorylation. Bases 500 to 1876 code for a protein of 458 amino acids.